AUGAGCGUCUACUCGCUCGACUACGCGCAGCCCAAUGCGACUCGAUCCGACGUUGACGUGGAGGCCGGUCGCCAGUCGCCCAUCUCCCAGAUCUCCCCGAGAGGGGGAGAGACAGAGCCGACUGCUUUUCCCGCAUUCACCACCUCAGCAACACGAGUGAACUCCAACGAUACGACGAAACGCCGGGCCAGACGCUCGAACACCGCACGGUCAUACCACCCUGAGGGGUUCGCACACGAUCCCAAUUGGCAGCCAGGAACCGAGCCUGGUAUUGACCCGAGCAAACCCCUCCCGCCGUACACCUCGGAAUGGUCGUCAAACAUACCUGCGGAUCUACACCGACGUUGCGAGAUAACUAUAGUGGAUUUCUCGCAGAAUGAGAUGCGACAAUAUGAGUUAGACAAUGACACACUGGAGCAAUUUCUGGAGCGGGAAAGGGAGUCCUGGGUGCAAUGCCGGUGGAUCAAUGUGAACGGGUUGAGCUGGGAUGUGAUCAAGAUUCUUGGAAACCACAAAGGAUUGCAUCGGCUUGCAAUCGAAGAUGUGGUCCAUACUACUAACCGCACGAAGGCUGAUUGGUAUUCCGAUCACGCCUUUGUUGUGCUGACACUGCAAAAGUUGAUGAAGAUAUACGAAGAAUCAUCGUCCGAUUCCGAAGAUGAAGAUGAGACUCCGAUCAGCCGGUGGAAGUCAAAAGACCGAAAGAGCUCUGUGAUCAGUGACAAAAGCUCGAUUUCUUUGAAGAGACCCACGAAGCGCAAUGUCAUCCUCGCAGCUUUGAAGGAUAUUUUCUCCUUCAAAUCACGCUCGAGUAAGGAUGACAAAGAGAAAACAACAGUCGGGUCGAGCGUUCGGCCUGGGCUCGGACGGCGGACUUCAAAGCACAACUCCCAUUUUGGUAAUGUUGGAACUGCUUCCGAGACCACUGCCAGGAGUUUGCAACGAUACCGCGGUGGGCCCAAUGAAGAUCGAAUUGAAUUCAUGGAACGACAUGCGGCACUUGCUGCCAAAGGUCUUUGUGUCACUUUGGAGCAGGUUUCGAUCUUUCUCCACGCGGAUAAUACAGUGACUUCCUUUUUCGAAACAAGCGCGGAUGAUAUCGAGGCUCCGAUUGUCAGGCGUCUCAUGUCACCUGAGACCAUUCUUCGACAAUCAUGCGAUGCUAGUAUGCUACUGCAAGCUAUUCUUGAUGCUGUGAUUGAUCUUGCGAUCCCAGUGACAAUGGCGUAUCAAGACGCCAUUGGAGACCUCGAGCUGGAGGUUCUCACCGAUCCAGACAUCGACCAAUCCAAAUCGUUGUAUAUUUUGACAUCCGAAAUCGCGGUCCUGCGAAACUCCAUGCAGCCCAUCGUGGCGGUGAUGAACGCUCUCCGCGAUCACCGAUCUGAGCCUGUCGGCACGCCAGGCUUUGGUGUCUUGCGCAAUCCUCUUAGCCCAGCCGCUACUCCUGCUGAACCCGUUGAUCCUCGACCACAUAUUGGGAUUAUCACGCCGAAUCUGAAAAGUUUAGGAGGCACGAGCGUAACCAUCAGCUCCAUGUGCCAUACAUAUCUCGGUGACGCUCUCGAUCAUUGCAUCACUAUUGUGGAAGGCUACGACCAGAUGCGGCGUAAUGCCGAUAACAUGAUUGACCUCAUUUUCAACACUAUUGGUGCCUACCAGAAUGAGAGUAUGAAACAGCUUACUCUUGUGACUUGUCUAUAUCUUCCUAUGACUUUCUUGACGGGUUACUUCGGUAUGAAUUUCACGGAUUUCGCUGGAAUCGAACACAGUGAUGGAUAUUUCUGGAAAAUUGCGAUUCCGUUCGUCUGUGUCACAACUUUCAUACUGAUGCGCGACAAAAUCCAGCGAUACGCUGUCAUGCUAGCCCAGCGCCGCUUGAUUGUCAGUUCGAGGAAGCAGAGACGGGAAAGGAAGAAGAACUGA
Messenger RNA from Penicillium soppii, 1926 nucleotides. Its product is annotated as putative CorA family metal ion transporter. Gene Ontology annotation, molecular function: cobalt ion binding; magnesium ion binding; cobalt ion transmembrane transporter activity. Lineage: Eukaryota; Fungi; Ascomycota; Eurotiomycetes; Eurotiales; Aspergillaceae. The transcript has 4 exons. Gene Ontology annotation, cellular component: membrane. The coding region runs from base 1 to 1926 and encodes 641 amino acids. The record is from RefSeq and is a predicted model, not a curated record. Gene Ontology annotation, biological process: metal ion transport; transmembrane transport.